Harmonia axyridis is the source of this 2193-nucleotide messenger RNA. RefSeq names its product 4-coumarate--CoA ligase 3-like. Gene Ontology annotation, cellular component: mitochondrion. The transcript has 8 exons. Gene Ontology annotation, molecular function: long-chain fatty acid-CoA ligase activity. The record is from RefSeq and is a predicted model, not a curated record. NCBI's taxonomy places the organism in Eukaryota, Metazoa, Arthropoda, Insecta, Coleoptera, Coccinellidae. Gene Ontology annotation, biological process: fatty-acyl-CoA biosynthetic process; long-chain fatty acid metabolic process. Bases 298 to 2031 code for a protein of 577 amino acids.
UUUGAUAAGCUUUAUACAUGGCGAAAUCAAAAAUUCGAUUAACAAGAUAAUGAAUGAAUUUAUCUUUGUUAUAAAUAUUCAAUAUUAUUGUGACUAUUCAGAGUAUGGAGAAUCGGUAUUGUUCCGUUAAGUUUUUUAUUGCUGUGUCCUACCCAGUGUUUAUUACUUAAAAACAAAAUGGUAACUCCGAACCAAAGUUCAACGUUGUCUGAGUAUUAACGGUUGACAAAGAAAUCUACGUUGAUCAGGUAGAAAAACAAGAUUAGUCUCUGUUGAUAGCAUUUCGAUAGACAGAUCAUGAUGAUGGUUGCUAGAAAUUUUAUACGAAUCAGGGCAGUGUUACCGGUCUGUAGAAGGACAUUUACGAAUGUUAAAACUUGUAAAAAUGUGAUCGGUUCUGGACUACCCGAUUUGGAAAUACCGGAACUAACAUUACCAGAAUUUUUCGAACCGUAUUUAGAAAAGUUCGAGAAAUUUACUGCCGCUGAAUGUUGUGAAACCAAAAGAAAAUAUACAUAUGGAGAAAUCAACAAGAAAAGUAAAAGACUAGCAAGGGCUACACAAAAAUUUCUGGGUCUCAAUGAUGGGGAUGUUGUUGCAGUUAUUCUCUCGAAUAUUCCGGAAUAUCCUAUAGCAAAUUUGGCCAUUUUGAGGGCAAACCUUCUUAUUACAACAGUAAGCCCAAUGUUCACUUCUGAUGAAAUUUCCAGACAGCUCAUCGAUGCAAAUGCCAAACUCGUGAUUACUCAACAAAAUAUUUUCGAAAAAGUCAGUGAUGCCAUCAGAAAAACAUCUAGAAAGGUGCCAGUGAUGGUUAUAAAAACUAAAAACGGACAAGAGCUUCCAAACAAUACCAUAAACUUCCAUGAACUUGUAAAUACAGAAAUAGAUCACCCUGAUAAGAAACCUUGCAAUCCUGGAAGCACAGCAGUUUUACUUUAUUCGAGUGGCACCACUGGUUUACCAAAGGGAGUUCAAUUAACACAUAAGAAUGUAAUAUCGAAUCUCUUACAGUUCAGCCACCCUGAUAUUCAAUUCUUAGAUGAAGCUUCAGGUAGUUUCCAGGAAAUUUAUCCCACAACUUUACCAUUAUAUCAUACUUUUGGUUACAACUUAAUAAUGAGUUAUUUGACUUUAUAUGGAGGACGAACUGUGUUAUUGGAGAAAUUUAGUCUGAAAUCUUACAUCACAUUGCUGCAACAAUAUCCAAGCAGCACCGUUCUAUGUUUGGUUCCACCCCUGGUGUUGAUGCUUAUCAACAACGGAUCUAUAAAGAAGGAAUAUUUAAGAAAUGUUAAAUUAGCCUUUUCUGGAGCAGCUCCAUUAUCACAAGCAGAUGAACAAAGAUUUAUCCAGAAAUUUGGAGAUCAUCUAACUUUUGCCCAAGGUUAUGGCCUUACCGAAGCUACAAGCGCAUCCAGCUUCCUUUUCCCCAAGAUACGCCAGAGCAAGCAAUCUUCCCAAGGUUCUGUAGGAAUACCCAUGGCCAACUCUCAGAUGAAAUUCUUGGAAAUAGACGAACCCAAUAGUGCACCUCUAGGUCCGAGAAACAUUGGAGAGUUAUACAUCAAAGGCCCCCAUGUAAUGAAAGGCUACUUAGGACGCCCCCAAGAGACCAAAAGCUGCCUUACCGAAGAUGGCUGGUUGAGGACUGGAGACGUGGGUUACCACAACGAAGAAGGUCUCGUCUUUGUCACUGACCGCUUCAAGGAGUUGAUAAAAGUUAAGGGUCACCAAGUGCCUCCUGCAGAACUAGAGGGUGUUAUACGAUCUUACCCUGGUGUUCUUGAGGCUGCAGUUAUUGGAAUACCACACGAAACGAGCGGUGAAGUGCCCAGAUGUUAUUUGGUGCAGAAGAAAGGUGUUACCGUAGAUGUUAAAAGGUUGAAUGAAUAUGUUUCUGAGAGAGUUGCCAAGUACAAGGAGCUCAAAGGAGGUGUUGCUAUUGUUGAUGAGAUACCCAAGAGUCCUUCUGGGAAGAUUUUGAGGAGGAAAUUGAGGGAAGAGUUCUUGAAGAGUGGGGGGAAUUGAAUAUAUAUAAUUGAAGCAGUUUUUAUGUUACUGUUGAUUGAAAAAUCGAUUUUGAACUUGAUGAUUAUAUUUUUCACAAUUAGAUGGCUACUCUGAUAGUAUUUAAGUUAGGACUUUGUGGUGAAAAUAUUAAUUGUAUUGAGUACAAAUAAAAAUCGAUGA